AACGUUAUCCACUACCAAAAACCAAAUUCUCAAAACAGAGCAAAGCUAAAAAAAAGAAGCAUCAUCAGCUGUAGAAGCUCAACGAAGAAGAUGAAGCAAGGGCUCCUCUCAUGGAGUCACUGCCCAUACCCAAAACCCCUCUCCUCCCCUUUCUCCACCGCCAUUAAACCCAGAUUUACGAAACCUAAAUUAUCAACAAUCACUGUAACUCUCAAUUCUGUAGAUGAAAGCCCGCUUACUGGUCGAGAGAGAAGGCAGAUGAGGAACGAGAGACGAGAGAGCAAACCUGCGUACAAUUGGAAGGACGAUGUCGAGACGAAGCUCAUUAAGAAGCCGACCAAACGCUACGCCUCGUGGACGGAGGAGCUCAAUUUGGAUAAUCUCGCUUUGCUCGGGGAGCAAUGGUGGGUAAUUAGGGUUUCUAGGGUUACAGGCGAAGAAACCGCCGAGAGAAUGGCCCGUGCUAUGAUCCGAACUUUCCCUAGUAUGGAUUUCAAGCUUUAUCUUCCAUCGGUGAAAAUCAAAAAAAAAUUGAAGAGUGGAAUCGUCUCUGUAAAACCGAAACCACUAUUUCCCGGAUGCGUGUUUCUGAGAGCUGUAUUGAACAAGGAGUUACACGACUUCAUUAGAGAAUGUGACGGUGUUGGAGGGUUUAUUGGCUCCAAGGUCGGAAAUACAAAGCGUCAGAUAAAUCUACCUAGGGCAGUAGAUGAAGAUGACAUAGAAGCAAUGAAAAAGCAAGCAAAGGAAGAGCAGGAGAAAGCCGAUCGAGCUUUUGAAGAAGAAGAGCUAAAAGCGAGUGAAGCUAAGAAAAACGGGGCUGUAGACUCUCCUCUGGUUACACAGACAAAGAGUGGUGCACGAGGUAGAAAAGCUGCUACAGCGGGAAAAUCUACUUCCUUGAAACCUGGUUCAACUGUCCGAGUUUUAUCUGGAUCAUUUGCUGGAUUUUCAGGCACACUUAAGAAGCUUGAUAAGAAAACGGGGCUGGCAACAGUUGGAUUUACACUGUUUGGGAAGGAAACUUUGGCAGAUAUUGAUGCCAAGGAAAUUACCGCCGAGAUGAAUUGACAUGCAAUUACUGCAGAUCUUCUUAGAUGGUAAAUCAUAUAUUAAUGCACAGGAAAUACGAAUGGAAAAGAAAAAAACCAAGCACAAUAAACAUGCAACUAGAUGUUCGAAAAUUCGAAUUAUUGCUACCAUGGUUAACUAAAUAGGCUCAUUGAGAUUAAUUUAUCGGGAAAAUUGUUGAAGUCUGUCUGUUUAUGUUGUUGUAAGAUCAGAUAGGAAGGUGAUUAAAGUAAAAAUUACAGGAUCUGAGUUGUAAUUUUUACACACUGAAGGAAUAUGUAGAAAAAUAUAUGUUAGGCCUUCUGGUUUUUAAGUGGUCAUUGAAUCUUUUAUUAAUUUCGGGAAUAACUUGGAUUUGUUGAAAUGGUAGAGAUAAGCUACGGUUAGCUAUGAUUAAUUAAAUAAUUGGAAUUUGUUUGAUGUUUUGGAAACCCGAUAACUUAUUGGGUCGAUCUAAAAGUAUUAUGUUAUCAUGUUUUGUAAUACCUUUUAGUGUCAAUAAAACAAUUGUUUUUUUCAUUA
Molecule: messenger RNA, 1593 nt
Organism: Erythranthe guttata (spotted monkey flower)
Lineage: Eukaryota; Viridiplantae; Streptophyta; Magnoliopsida; Lamiales; Phrymaceae
Gene: PTAC13
Product: plastid transcriptionally active 13
Biological process (GO): DNA-templated transcription elongation; transcription elongation-coupled chromatin remodeling
Source: RefSeq, a predicted model, not a curated record